This is a messenger RNA of Cuscuta epithymum, 915 nucleotides long. Lineage: Eukaryota; Viridiplantae; Streptophyta; Magnoliopsida; Solanales; Convolvulaceae. The record is from the annotation of a GenBank genome assembly.
UGGAGUUGAUUUUCACUUGAUUUUAAGUUUUCAACCUAUACAGGGCAGAACCUUAUUUCAGAUUUUUUUCUCCCUGCAAAUCAAAACGGUGCUAAACAUGGACGGAUAUGGAGGGGGGAGCUGGACGAUGAUCCCCAACAUCCAGACUACCAGUAACCCCUCUACACCCUCUAACCAAGACCAUCUCUUUCUCCAACAGCAGCAACAACAACAACAGCAGCAGUUCAAUCAGCAGCAACAGCAGCUGUAUCAGCAGCAGCAGCAGAUGCAGACGCAUACGCCACCGCCUCCGGCUCCGCAGCAGUCACUCGCGUCUCACUUUCAUCUCAUACAGCUGGUGGAGAAUUUAGCGGAUGUAAUCGAGAAUGGGACUCGCGAUCAGCAUUCAGAUGCCCUGGUUAAUGAAUUGAAAAACCAAUUUGACAAGUGCCAACAGCUGCUCAACUCAAUAUCAGCUUCAAUCAGCUCGAAGUCCAUGCAGACAGUUGAGGGACAAAGGCAGAAACUGGCUGAAGCUGAAGAGUUGUCAAAUCAACGAAAGGAACUGAUUUCCAAGUACAAAACCUCAGUUGAAGAGCUGCUCAUCAAGUCCGAACUAUGAAUGGUGUUCACAUUGUUGCUGUGGUUGAGCUACUAUAAUCUGUAAUUAUUGUGAGAAGAUAUGGAGAUGACAUUCAAACUGCAGCUCCAAGGAACUUAAAUUAGCUGUACAAUUUAGUUGUUGAUGUUUCAAACACAUCAGAUAUUAAAUCAAUAGCUUUCUGUACAGGCUUGACAUGCCUCCAGUAUGCACCAUGGGUUUAACACAUAUACUGAAAUGAAUGAGCAUCUGACUAUCUGAUCAUUUCACACGGUUUUGACCGAUUCUCACUAAUGUAAUAUUCAUUUGUCUGGGAAAAAAUCAGCAAUGAUGGC